Messenger RNA from Vidua chalybeata, 1451 nucleotides. It is a transcript of the gene TSC22D4, whose product is annotated as TSC22 domain family member 4. Bases 1 to 1326 code for a protein of 441 amino acids. Lineage: Eukaryota; Metazoa; Chordata; Aves; Passeriformes; Viduidae. Gene Ontology annotation, biological process: regulation of transcription by RNA polymerase II. The transcript is spliced from 5 exons. The record is from RefSeq and is a predicted model, not a curated record.
AUGCCGGGGUGCCCCCCGGACCCACCGAACGCCUCUGGGCACCCGGCCCCCUCCCCUCACACCGACGCUGGGGAUCCCCCCCCAGCCCGGCUCUCGGCCUCCUCCCGCCCUCCCCGCCCCUCGUUACCUGUCGCUCUCGCGGGGGUCCCAGGCUUGGGGGGGGGGGGGGGGAAUCCUGCGCCGCACCCCCCCCCCCACCGCCGCCAGCACGGCCGGGCCCGGGCCGGGGGCUCACGGGGGGCGUUGGCCCAUGGCGGGGGGGGUCUAGCGGCCUGCGGGGGAGGGGCAGCGGGUGGUCACCGGGCGCGGGAGGGGCACCGGGCCCACCCCCAUCCCUCCCCUCCUCCCUCACCGGCCGCUCCCGCCUCCCGCUCGCGCCGCUCCAUUGGCGCUGACGCAGCGUCCGGGACGCGCCGCGGCCGCGCCGGCGCCCCCUGGCGGCGCGGAGGACCCGCGGGGCGCCGGGCGGUCACGUGGGCGGAGGGCGCGCCCCGGGAGGCGUGGCCUGGGGCGGGGCGCGCUCGCGCGCGGCCCGGCAACGCCUUAAAGCGCAACAUCACUUCCGGUUCCCACUUCCGGGUCCUGCCGCCGCCGCCGCCGCCGCCGGUAACGGCUCCGGGCCGGCCCCGCCAUGUUCCUCCUCCUCCUCCCGCCGCCGCCGCCCCCAUGAGCCGCAAGAAAAGCGGCUUCGCCAUCACCAGCGUCCGCGGCGGCAGCGGGACCGCGCCCGGCGAUGCCUCCGGCGCCGCCACCGGUUCUUCGUCUUCCUCCUCCGGCAGCCCCAGCGGCUCCCGGUUCCGCCUCGUUCGCUUGCUGUCGCCGGGGGAGGUGCUGCGGCGGGGCCGGUGGCUGUGCCGCGAUUUCUACGAGCGGGACGCGUCGCCGCGGGGGGGCGGCGGCGGCGGGAGGGUCCCGGUGUCGCUGGACGCCCCCCGGGCCGGCCCCGCCCCCCACCAGCCCCGGUCCCUCGGGGCCUUCGCGGAGCUCGUGCAGCAGGCGCUGCCCCCCAAGCCCCCCUCGCCACGCCCAGGGGGCGGGGCCGAGCUCAGCGCGCGCCUGGGAUUGGCUGGCGAGGAGAGCGAAGACGAGGGCGCCGGGAGCGGCGUCACCGCCAUCGACAACAAGAUCGAGAGGGCCAUGGACCUGGUGAAGUCGCACCUGCUGCUGGCGGUGCGGGAGGAGGUGGAGGCGCUGCGGGAGCAGAUCCGCGAGCUGAGCGAGCGCCGCGCGGCGCUGGAGAGGGAGAACCGCCUGCUCCGGGCGCUCGCCACGCCGCAGCAGCUGGCCCGCCUGCCGCCCCCCGCGCCGCCCCCGGGGCCGCCCUGAGCCCGGGGGGGGCUCCCGGGAGGUGCUCGGGGCUCCGCGCUCGCUGCUGCUUCGCUGGGAGGAAGGCACGGAGCCUUCCUGCGCGAUUCGGGGCGUUUUUUAAUAAACCCGCGAUUUUUACAGCA